AUGUCAGGCUUUCAAACUGAGCGAAACGGAGCGGAGGCGUUCACAACCCCCUCCUAUGGCGUGCUGGUGGACCACUGGCCAGGCGCCUUUGUCGGCACUCUUCCAUUCUGGCCUUCCUUUGGCCGCCCUUGGGCCACUCGCCGCGGCCGUCUCCCCGAAGCGAUCACCAACGGCUUCAUACAGAACGAGGACGAGGAGAGAGGAAGAUCAGGCAGUGCAUCGCAUCGCACCACCCCAAAAAGACAAAAAAAAAAAAGCUCGCCUUACCCCGAACACGCCGCGCAACCGCGCCGGAGGAAGGCGCACUCAGAGAAACGCCCGUCGACUGGACGACCACGCGGCGUUUUUAACCCGAAGAGGAGCUGCCCUCAACGGACUGGAGGCGAGCAGGGGUCCGGUGGGCACCGCGAUUUGGAGGAUGAGGAAGCGCGGGAGGAAGUGCUCGUCCGGCUCGAGGGGCAGACGGCCGCUCAGGACGUGAGGGCCGAGCGAGCGAUUCGGGCAGCGGAGCCUCCGCAGGUGUUCCUUCCCGUCGAGCCGAUUGCCGCCGCGGCUCAUUCUGCGAUGGAUCCGGCGACGGCGGCCCGUCGGCGGCGGCGGGCAGGACAAAGUGGCGCCGGCGGGGGGUCCUUGGUCUUGGCCUGGCUCGCCCUGCUCUCCGUCACGCGCUUGCCCGCGGCGGCCGGCGACUGCUGGCUGAUCGAGGGCGAGAAGGGCUUCGUGUGGUUGGCCAUCUGCAGCAUGAACCAGCCGCCCUACGAGGCCAUCCCGGCCCACAUCAACAGCACGGUGGUGGAUCUGAGGCUGAACGAGAACAAGAUCCGCUCGGUGCACUACUCUUCGCUCAGCCGCUUCGGCAACCUCACCUACCUCAACCUCACCAAGAACGACAUCGCUUACGUGGAGGACGGAGCCUUCUCGGCGCAGUUCAACCUGCAGGUCCUCCAGAUGGGCUUCAACAAACUUCGGAACCUGACGGAGGGAAUGCUGCGAGGUCUGGGCAAGCUGCAGUACCUUUACCUGCAGGCCAACCUCAUCGAGAGCGUGGCGCCCAACACCUUCUGGGAGUGCCCCGGCAUCGAGAACGUGGACCUCUCCAUGAACAGGAUCCAGGUGCUGGACGGGACCUUGUUCUCUGGCCUCUCCAAGCUGACCACCUGCGAGCUGUACGCCAACCCCUUCAACUGCUCCUGCGAGCUUCUGCCCUUCCUGCGCUGGUUCGCCGCCUUCCCCAACCGGACGGGCGAUCGCAUGGUGUGCGAGGCCCCUCGCGGCUUCUCCGGCUACAACCUGCUGACGGCGUCGGGCCGGCGCGACGCCUUGCACGUGCUCGGCCAGGUGUGCGGCGAGGACGGCGGCAACUCCACCGGCUUGUUGGCGGAGGGUCCGCCGGACGCCGCCAGCGCGCCGCCGCCGCCGCCGGACUUUUCCCCGUGCGGCCUGGACGACUGCGCCUCGGGAACGCCGCCGGACGAGGUCAUCUACCGCACCGUCUUGGCCGACAUCAAUCCCGUCAUGACGCUGAAGCGGGUGCUGCGCUCCAGCGCCGUGAUCACGGUGGAGAUCCCGCAGCCGUACCGCAAGAUGUACAUCCUGAUGCUGUACAACAACAGCUUCUUCACCGACAUCGGCACCCUGAAGUACCAGAGGCAGGACGUGGAGCUGAGCGACCUGAAAGCCGACACCGACUACACCUACUGCGUGGCCUCCGUCCGCAACUCGCUGCGUUUCAACCACACCUGCCUGACCAUCUCCACGGGUCGCGGGGCCAGGCCGGAGCGGACGGCCGAGCGCCCCUCGGCCACCCGCUACAUCGUGACCGUGCUGGGCGGCCUGUUGGGAAUGCUGCUCUUCCUGGGCCUGGCCGUCCACUGCCUCCGGCGCAGGAGGACGGCCGGGGAGAAGGAACGCCAGCUGAGCCGCGUCCGGAGGACGCCGGCACAGCUGGAGUACGGCGACGGAGACGAGACGGAGAGCGCCGGCGGCCCCCCUUCUCCGCCCCGCGGGGUAGACCCUUACCGGCCGCGGGAGGCGGCGGAGACGCCGGCGCGCCAGCCCGCCGAGCUCAGCUACGUGGAGGUGCGAGGCUCCGGCGCCGACAGGCAGCGGGAGAUCUCGCCCCGGGCCGAGAUCUCCACCAUCGCCAAGGAAGUGGACAAGGUGAACCAGAUCAUCAACAACUGCAUCGACGCCCUCAAGUCCGAGUCCACGUCCUUCCAGCAGUCCGCCGCCGAGCCGCAGCCGCCGCUCCUCUCCCCGGUCUACCGCCAUUCCUUGCGCCGGCACCAUAGCACCGAGGCCCCCGCUGGCUCCAAAAGGCCCAGCGCCCCCUCGUCCCCGGGCUCCGCCAGGAGUCCCCGUUCUCUGCGCUCGGAGGGGGGCUGCCGCGCCUCGGAGAGCGGCUACAUCGAGAGGGGCUCGCCCGGCGGCGACGAGGAAGUGGUCCGCGCGGUCAACCCGGCGGCGGCCAUCCUGCGAGCCGAGGCCCGGAGGAUCCGGCAGUACCGCGAGCACCGCCACUCCUACCCGGGCCCCCGAGAACUCCACCCGCGGGAGCUCCGCUACCACCCGGGCGGACGCCAACCCUCCGUCCCGGACCCGCUGGCCCUGGCCGAGCAGAGGGAGCUGGCGUACUCCCGGCUGGCCCCCCACUAUCACAACCUCAGCUACUGCUCCAGCCCAGAAGACGACGACGACGACGAGGAGGAGGAAGAAGAAGGGCUCCUGUGCACCCCCACCCUGGGCCUGUGGGAGCGCUUCAAGCUGCACCGAAAGAGGCACCGGCAGGCCUCGACCGAGGACGAAGGCUACGUGGCGGCCGGCCACGCGCUGCGCCGCAAAGUCCAGUUCGCCAAGGAUGAGGAUCUACACGAUAUUUUGGAUUACUGGAAGGGGGUCUCGGCCCAGCAGAAGGCCUGAGGGGGGGCACGGUGGAAAACCUGUAAAUAGCAAAACACGCCACCCGCAUCGCCGGGAACUGAAGAACUGAAGAAA
Hippocampus zosterae (dwarf seahorse) is the source of this 2994-nucleotide messenger RNA. Its product is annotated as protein ELFN1-like. The transcript has 7 exons. Lineage: Eukaryota; Metazoa; Chordata; Actinopteri; Syngnathiformes; Syngnathidae. The record is from RefSeq and is a predicted model, not a curated record. The coding region runs from base 1 to 2919 and encodes 972 amino acids. Gene Ontology annotation, cellular component: plasma membrane. Gene Ontology annotation, molecular function: protein binding.